AUGUUGGCCCAGAAAGAUGACCUUGGAAAAGAAUACAUGGUGGCCUAUGCCAGCUGUGCAUUCACAAAGCCCGAAAAAAACUAUAGUACUACUAACCUCAAGUGCCUUGCCGUUUUAUAUGCAAUCGAAUAUUUUUGCCACUAUUUUGGCUUGAAUCACUUUUUUGUUGUCACUGAUUAUGCAGCGCUGAAGUGGCUACAAACUUCUGCAUUGACUGGCAGUAAAGCUCGCUGGGAUUUCUGA
This is a messenger RNA of Dentiscutata erythropus, 243 nucleotides long. The record is from the annotation of a GenBank genome assembly. NCBI's taxonomy places the organism in Eukaryota, Fungi, Glomeromycota, Glomeromycetes, Diversisporales, Gigasporaceae.